Messenger RNA from Pieris brassicae (large cabbage white), 2738 nucleotides. RefSeq names its product KIF-binding protein-like. Bases 351 to 2138 code for a protein of 595 amino acids. NCBI's taxonomy places the organism in Eukaryota, Metazoa, Arthropoda, Insecta, Lepidoptera, Pieridae. The transcript is spliced from 2 exons. The record is from RefSeq and is a predicted model, not a curated record.
UAUUGAAGGAAAAUAUCGGCUACCAAAUAUAUGAUUAUACUCUGUUUAGAACUUCUUUUUCCUCACCAGUGUCCAAUGCUAAUUGCCAGGUGCCACUGUCCAGUGUCAACAAUCAAGUGAUUUUUUUGUAUGAAAGGUUUUCAAUUUCAAUACAAACCAUAGAUGUAUUAGAGAUUGUGUUAAACUUUUCAGUUUUUCCAAAAAAUAUUAUGCUGUUCAUCUCUUAAAUAUGAAUUCAUUUGUAUUUUAAUUAAUAUUUUGUAAUUAAACUAUUUUAAUCACAAUAAAGUAGUAGUUAAAAUCUAUUUCGAGGUAGUCAAUUUCUAUCUAUUCAUCAGGCCAAUAAAAAUAUGAUCGUAACAACAGACAUGACGGCGAAAGAAAUGAUGAACGAUUUUAAAGAGACCUAUGCUAAAGUGAGAAAGUUACUUGAUGAUGAUGCACCUAAUGAUCCAACUAAUGAACCAUAUUUGUCAAAGUAUAAAGCAAAAGAUAUCUUGAAUAAAAUGCGAGAAGCUCUUAUGAUCACAAAAGGCUCUGAAAGAAAUUGGGAUAAUGUAAAAAUUGAUGCUAUGCUUGGCGUUGUCCUUCUUAACAUAGGCAUUAUCGACAUGGAAACUGAUGACGCCUCAGCAAGUGAAAAAGUAUUGACUGAAGCAGAAACUCUUCUCCUACCACAUUCAUCAAAGCCAGAAGUAGUAUCCACUUUAAUCAACAUUGAAAAUCACCUUGGCUUACUGUGGUCAAAUCGGGAUGAGCCAGAAAAAGGCAAAUCCUUUCUUCUUAAAGCAAAAGAGUUUUAUGAAUCAUUUAAAUGUACAAUGCAAAUGCCUAUAUCUAUAGAAAAUAUAAUACAUGACAGAAUUACAAGUGAUAUUAUGUUACUGGAAAAACCUUACACUCUCACUCUUUAUUACUUAGCUCAAGUUUACGGUUCUUUAAAAGAGAAUUUAAAAUCUGCUAUUUAUUGCCAUGUAACAUUACGUAGGCAAUUGCAAUAUAAUGAUUAUGAUCCAAUUGAUUGGUCCUUAAACUCUGCUACUUUAUCACAGUUUUUUGCUGAGAGAAAUGGUUUCUUUCAAUCACGACAUCACCUUGCUGCCGCAUCAACUAUAUUGGACCAGUAUGAGGCUAGGCUGCUUGCAGAUGAAACCAAUGAUGAGGUAUUGAUGGCUAAAAAAGAACAGUUUAAUCACAGAUCAGCUGAUGUGGCAAGAUGUUGGGCAAAAUAUUGUAUUAUAUUGAUGACUGCCUCAAAAAAUAGACUUAUGAGUGACCCUGACAAUUUAGAUGAGGCAAUUACAGAUUUAACUAAUCUUCAAUUAGAGGACAAUGAAAACAUUUGUGGUGGAGAUAUAAAGAACCUAGUUUUUCCUGAUCUGGAUGUUUCGAAACAUGAAAAAAAAAUUGGCCAUAAGUUUCUUCUCACUUACCAAGAUGCUAGGGAAGUUUUUCUCAAUUGUCAGACAUGGCUAAAUAAGGCAAAAGAGUAUUAUACACCCGAUACUCUAGCCUCUGAUUAUAUCCAAUUGGUUCAAGAUAACUCUGAAGCAUACUCAUUUCUAGCAUUUUUUGAAGAAGAUGAUGGAAGAAGGGCUAAAAUGCAGAAGCGAAGAAUAGAUAUCAUAGAAGAUUUGCUGAAAGAAAUAAACCCUACAUAUUAUCUACAUUAUUGUCAACAGCUGUGGCAUGAACUUGGUGUAAUAUAUUCUGAAAUUUUGGACAUUAAACUUGAUUCAGUAAAAAAAAAUGAGGGCAAACCAACACCUCACCUUUUGAAAAAAAUCAAUAUGCUUUGUGAAAAAAGCAUUGAAAACUAUGAAAGAUUUAUUGAAUCUUUUAAAGAUAAAAAUGGAAUUUUACCUUUGAGAAUGGAAGAAGAAUUUGUUAGACCACUUGUUUGUGCAUAUGCAUUUAUUGGAAGAAAUAGUAUGAAACGCAUUGCGUUAGACAAACAGACCCAACUAAGUCACGUGAAAAAGAGCUAUGAAUCAUACCAAGCAGUUGUGGAUAUUUGUUCAAAUGAUAAAAACUCAGCAAAAAUGAUGUCUGUAGAAUACAGUUUAUGCCAAGAAAUGGUUAAGAUAUUACCAAUUAAAAUUAAGAAGCUUGAAGCUGAAAUGGUUACACUAAAAUAAUCUUAAUUUGCUCCCUUCCCUUCAUCAACCGUGCAUUAGAAAUCAAACAUGUCCUCUGUCAAGGGCAGUACUUUACAUACACAUAGUCAUUAUGGUUUAAUUGUAUGCUUGCUCUUGCAUUUCUAAUAAUGAUAUACAUGAAAUUGAGUGAAACCAUUAAUUUUUCUUAUUAUGUUAUUAGAUGAGGUUUUUACACAAACUUUAUACAAUUAAUCUAUACAUAAAACAGCAUUGUUUGGCUAAAAUGAAGAUUAUUAUAUCUUAUAUAUAAUUAAAUAUUAUUGUAUUUAUUCGGAUUUGUAGAACAAAAUUGUCUUCAAACAUAAUCAGGCUGUCGCGAAGUAAGUCAUAAUAAAAUUUAUGUUGUGCUUUUAACUUUAUAGCAUCUAUAAUAAUUUGUGAUUAAAAAUUGUUGCUAAAUGCUGUUUUUAUUCACUGACCAGAUCUUAAAAAAUACAAUCAUUUUAGUUUAAUUCGCAGAUUACCUAGGCCUGUAUAAAUAUUUGUACAUAUUAAAAUGUGUGACAAGGUUAGUUUCGGCAAAAAAGGGUAUGAAUUAUUCUUGGCAUUACGAAACACAUUCAAUUAGAUUUUAAUUGA